GGGGGAGGAGUGGGAGUCGCUGGCCGGGAAGGGCUGAGGCUCCAGUAACCCCGGCAGGGAGGGGGAGAGGGAGGGGCGGGGCAGGAGCCCCCUGGAGUGCGGGAUCGUGGUCGGGACCCGGAGCGAGAGACCCCUCCACACGCUCAGCGCCGCUUCUUCAGCCAGCAGGCCCCGGCCGGCCCGGCGAUGGAGUUUCCGGACCUCGGGGCUCACUGUUCCGAGCCGAGCUGUCAGCGCUUGGAUUUCCUGCCGCUCAAGUGCGACGCCUGCUCCGGCAUCUUCUGCGCAGACCAUGUGGCCUACGCCCAGCAUCACUGUGGAUCUGCUUACCAAAAGGAUAUCCAGGUACCUGUAUGCCCACUCUGUAAUGCGCCUGUGCCUGUGGCCAGAGGGGAGCCCCCUGACCGCGCUGUGGGGGAGCACAUCGACCGAGACUGUCGCUCAGAUCCAGCACAGCAAAAACGUAAGAUCUUCACCAAUAAGUGCGAACGCUCUGGCUGCCGGCAGCGAGAAAUGAUGAAACUGACCUGCGAGCGGUGUGGCCGAAAUUUCUGCAUCAAGCACCGUCACCCACUGGACCAUGAUUGCUCCGGGGACAGUCACCCCACCAGCCGGGCAGGACUUGCUGCCAUCUCCAGAGCACAAGGUCUGGCUUCUUCUACAAGCAGCGUCCCCAGCCCAAGUCGGACAUUGCCUUCAUCUACCUCUCCCAGCAGAGCGACAACCCAGUCUCCGUCCCAGACAGCCCCUCCAGUGAUUGCCCUGCAGAAUGGCUUGAGUGAGGAUGAGGCUCUGCAAAGAGCUCUGGAAUUGUCCUUGGCAGAGACCAAACCCCAGGCCCCAAGUUCUCAGGAGGAAGAAGACUUAGCUUUAGCACAGGCCCUGUCGGCCAGCGAGGCAGAAUACCGACGGCAGCAGGCCCAGAGCCGCAGCUUGAAGCCGUCCAACUGCAGCCUGUGCUAGGGCCCUGGGCUUGGGGAGGGAGGCUCAGCUGAGGAGGACUCUGGCCCCCACACCUCUAGGGUACACAGGGAGAGGAGGCUGGGAGCAGCCAGGAGUGAAGAUGAGGAGGCCACCUCCGGGGAGCGUCCGGAGGAGCAGCGUGUGGAGCCAAGCUUGCAGAAGGCCCGCUGGCCUCUCCAGCUGCCCAGGAGAGAGCAGCUAGAAGUGUCCGGUGGGUGGGCCCUUGGCGAAUGCUGGCCAGGCCCCGUACAGCCCCCUGCAUUUUUUCAUCCCCUUUACACUGAGGCUGCCCCCAUGUGUAGGGCGCAAGGAGGGGCCUGAAAGGAAUAAAGGAUCUUGGCAGUCACUAAGA
This is a messenger RNA of Lontra canadensis (Northern American river otter), 1315 nucleotides long. RefSeq names its product zinc finger AN1-type containing 2B (gene ZFAND2B). Gene Ontology annotation, cellular component: cytoplasm; endoplasmic reticulum. The coding region runs from base 187 to 963 and encodes 258 amino acids. Gene Ontology annotation, molecular function: zinc ion binding. The record is from RefSeq and is a predicted model, not a curated record. Gene Ontology annotation, biological process: protein targeting to ER; proteasome-mediated ubiquitin-dependent protein catabolic process. The transcript has 9 exons. Lineage: Eukaryota; Metazoa; Chordata; Mammalia; Carnivora; Mustelidae.